This is a messenger RNA of Durusdinium trenchii, 1359 nucleotides long. NCBI's taxonomy places the organism in Eukaryota, Dinophyceae, Suessiales, Symbiodiniaceae. The record is from the annotation of a GenBank genome assembly.
GGGAAGAAGUUGCCAACGCCUCUUUGGCGGAAAUUCCAAGGCCGUUUUGCAAAAGACGCCGAGCCUGGUGUCCCAGACCCUCGCUUUUUUGAAGACAAGUUUCGCUAUGGAUAUUGCAUGUCCAUCUAUUGGAGUUCUUUGGCGCGCACGUUGUCGCAUCGCGCUGUUCUGGAUGCUAAAGAGUUACAGGUUCCGUUGGUCGUGCUGCAAGCUGCCGAUGAAUGUUGUGGCCUCAAACAAGACACAGCUUUUCGCUUUCUGAACAUGACUAAUCCCAACAAGACAGGACACAUGCGCGGCAUGUUUCCUUGUCAUGUCGGCAUGGACAUACGCUUUCUAGCAAAGCUCGAUGGUGAUGCAGGUAUGGUCCAAGAUACCCAGGCUAAGAUAAUCGAUUUUGAGUUUCACAGUCUUGACAGAGAAGCUUACCGCCAAACCGCCCCUGGUGAAAUGUUUUAUCCUCGCUUUCUACCUUCCGGUUUGUGGGUCUCUGUAAAAGGGUAUUCAGGCUGCCCGGAUUGGGAAGAACUUCAAGCGAUGUGUCGUAAGCAUGUUCAAACAGAUGAAGAGGCUUGCAAGCUGAGCUGGCGAAAAAAGCACGAAGUUCGCCGUUGUGGUUUUCAAGUGACACAUGCCCAGUGUUUGACCAGCACUGCUUCGCAAGGCUUGACCCUGCGCACAGGCACGAUCGUUGAUUGUGCGCGCUUGCCCGAGUUAGAUGACGACAAUUGUCCAUUGUCGCUCGUGUGGCAGAAUUCCAAAAGAGAGCAGAACGAUGCCGAGACGGCGCUCUGCGUCUACGCGAGCAAUGGGAUGUUCGUGUUGGGCGCGCAUGAGCGUCUUCCUGCAGCAAUGAUCCACGAGCACAUUGACAGUAGCGUGGAAAAGGGCAGCGAAAAGACUCUUCAAGGACAAGCCGACCACGUGGGUGUACUGCAAGGCAGAUGCCACUUCGCAACAAAGCUCUGCGACGCAGAAGAGCAUAGCAUGUUCUUGCAGAUACGAUCCCAUUUGGAAAGCACUGCAGGGCAGAUGCCACUUCGCACCUACAUCUUGUUACAGAUCUGCGACGCAGAUGAGCGUAGCAUCCUCUUGCAGAUACGAUCCCAUUUGGAAAGCAUUGCAGGACAGAUGCCACUUCGCACCUGUGACGCAGAUGAGAGCAUAGCAUCCUCUUGCAGACACGAUCCCAUUUGGAAAGCACUGCAGGCCAGAUGCCACUUCGCACCUGUGACGCAGACGAGCAUAGCAUCUUCUCGCAGAUGCGGUCCCAUUUGGAAAGCACUGCCGGGCAGAUGCCACUUCGCACCUGCUUUGGAAAGCACUGCGGGACAGAUCCUGAUGCUCCGCAUUUUCUGA